This is a messenger RNA of Dromaius novaehollandiae (emu), 1907 nucleotides long. RefSeq names its product KIAA1143 ortholog. The record is from RefSeq and is a predicted model, not a curated record. Bases 113 to 592 code for a protein of 159 amino acids. The transcript has 3 exons. Lineage: Eukaryota; Metazoa; Chordata; Aves; Casuariiformes; Dromaiidae.
CGCGUUAGCUCUGUAUCGCUAGAGCCGCCAUCCCCUCGCGCCUGCUCGGGGCCGGAAGCGCGUGACGGGGGCUGGCCAUUAGCGGCCGCAGCGGGGGGGGGCGGCCGCCGCCAUGAGCAAAAAGAACCAGGUCUCCUACGUGCGGCCGGCCGAGCCCGCCUUUCUCAGCCGCUUCAAGCGGCAGGUCGGGUAUCGGGAGGGGCCCACGGUGGAAACCAAGAGGGAACAGCUUCCACUUCCAGAUGAUGAUAGUGAGAAUGGUAGUGACAAAGAGGAUGAGAAGCCUCAAGUGGUGACACUGAAAAAGGGGGACUUAACUGCAGAAGAAGCAAUGAAAAUUAAACAGCAAAUCAAAGAGGCCUUAAGAUCAAGUGAAUCAGAUGGUGAACCAGAACCUGCUGAUGGAAAAAUUAUGUUCAGGAAGCCCACUAAACGUUCAUCAGAGAAGUUUUCAGGCCUCAAUGUAAGUUCAAGUAAGAAGAUGAAAGAGGCGAAGACAGCUAAAAGAGAAGCAUCUACACCUCAGAGUGCAGCUAAGCAAAUAAAAAAUAGCAGUCUUCUCUCAUUUGAUGAUGAAGAAAAUGAUGAUUAGGAGUUGUUUGUAUUUAUAUUUUACAUACCGUUUUGGAGAUCAGAGUAAGAUUGAGCAUUUUCUUAGAAAUUGAGGGUUGUUGUCUGAGUCUUACUUUGUUACAGUCCAACUAGAGAAAGUUAGUAUAAACUAGCAAGAGCCAAACUGAGCUCAUUUUUUUUCAUUCCAGAUGGAACUGUAUAAGCAGUAUCUCAUGUCUUUAUUUUUAAAAGAGUUUUUUAAACAUGUAUGUCAAAGUUAUUUGAGAUCACAGAUGAGCAACAAAAUUCACUUGUACAUAUGCAGAGUCAAUACAUUUUCAAUCAGUGCAUUUUGAAAUGUCCUUCUUUACUAAAAUAGCAUUUCUUCUCCAUUUAGUGGCCCUAUUUGAUAGUUGUCUGUUUUUUCCUUGUUAAUAUUGACUUAGCAUCCACAAGAAAUGGACUGCAUUGCUGUGGAGCACAGACUAAAGUCUUUUUGCCUCAUAUCUUAACAAAACUUUGCACUGAAUUUUGCACAUAUGGUUUGGCAGAUUAGCUCUUUUAAGAGCCCUUACAGUAAGUGAGCCUUCAGUUGCUAAAAUCGCAUAAUGUUAAUGCUGUCUUCAGUGAAUGCAGCCCAAAAAGCACCAAGUUUAUUUGAAUUGAUUGUGCUAGUAAGAGGUAAGGAAUCUGAUUCUAGUUGAUUGUAUCAGCUUCUACAAAAGAAAGAUGUCUAAACUUUUGGAGAUCGUACAGUUUGAUCAUCACACUGAUGGGCUCAGUAUUUUUUUAAGUAUAUUUCUUCAAGUCAGAAGUGUAUAUAUACAUGCAUAAUUAUUUGGGAUCUCUAACAGUUUAUUUUAAAACCCAUAUUUUAUCAUUAAGCUGUGGAAAACUGUUUUGGUUUUUGUUACAGUAGGAAAUUCUAAACAGGAAAUCUAAGUCAAGAAAUGUUAUACCUGUGAUAGGAAGCUUUAAAAUUCUUCACUUGACCAUGUACAAUACAUUGAAAUAGACCAUUUCUGUGUGAUUUAUGUAACAGCAUGUACUGAAGCUCAAAAUAACACUGAGAACUGAUGGGACUGGGGAGAACAAAAUGGUGGAAAGAGGACUAGUGACGUUGAAGUGGUUUGAAAGUAUUGUGUUCUGCAAUUGUAUGUAAGCAAGACCUGAGACUGCUGCAGAAUUAUAGGAUAUGAGACUAUGAAAUCAGUUCUUCUGCUGUGUGACAGGAUGUUCAAAAUUAUUCAGGCUGUAAAGCUUCGCUGAGGAGCAAAUCUGAAGUUGCUGUAUGAAACAGCUGUUUUUAGUUUGUUAACCUGGUAUUAAACAAUAAAUUUUGUUUUCUAUUUGUA